Molecule: messenger RNA, 4319 nt
Organism: Ostrea edulis (European flat oyster)
Lineage: Eukaryota; Metazoa; Mollusca; Bivalvia; Ostreida; Ostreidae
Product: DNA polymerase III PolC-type-like
Exons: 4
Coding region: 761-1927 (388 amino acids)
Biological process (GO): DNA catabolic process
Cellular component (GO): cytoplasm
Molecular function (GO): nucleic acid binding; 3'-5'-DNA exonuclease activity
Source: RefSeq, a predicted model, not a curated record
UUCAUACGACUCCUCGUCCUCUUUAGAAAUAAAUCUGAUAGAUAAUAAUUUUCAAACUCAUUAACCUUUAUCUGGUAGAUGGCUAUCAUUAAUUAUAACUUUCAUACUUUGUAGUAGCUGGCUACGAGUAGCUAACUUUUCUUACUUUUAGUAGCUGGUUACUAGUAACUGGCCUACUAGUAGCUAACUUUUCCAGGUUCAAGUAGCUGGCUACUAGUAGCCAACUUUUCUCGUUUUUUAAAGUAGCCAGUUACUAGUAGCCAACAUUACCGAUCUCUUUAACUGCACUCAGUUGAACCGCCUAUCGAGCGGGGUUAUACUACUCAUACCAAGUGUGUUCCAAGGUUUUGUGGAUCCAAGAGAAGACCAGCUGAGACACACUGGCAUCGAAGUUUACCGUACAAGACAUCACUGAGUGACCCAGUUUUGAAAGAAAAACUUGAUGAAAUCUUUGAACCUGUGAUUGCCAAAGCUACCUUGUAUAGUGAUUUAGGGUCCAGCCAAUCUUGCGAACAUGCUAACCGAGCAGUCAGUUUACGAGCACCAAACCACUUGCAUUAUGGGGAAAGUCAAAACCUUGACUUCCGUCUAAAAGCUACUGCAGCAUGUAUGAAUGAAGGUCGCAAAUACUUACCGGAGGUAGACAAGCUUGAUGUUAUCUUGAGGUGUUUGUUGAGUUUUGUUCAAUUUCCUGUUGUCAGUUUUGACCAUUUCUUGCAGCUUAUUUUUGGAAAUUUAUAUUACUAACAAAAACUCUUCGAUGGAUGUGUAUAUUUUCAAAGUAUUUAAAGAACACGGAUUAUCCCCUGGUCAUCAUACACUGAAAUAUUCGGAGAAGAUGGACAUGAAAAGACAGAAGAGACAGGAAAGAUCAAAGUUGCCUGAAAAGAAGCGCCGUCGAUUGGAUUUGAAGCAGGAGAGAAUUACCCACAAAGGAGCCAACGAAGCAGCUGAAGGAGAUACACAUCAAUCAGAAGUUGGACUUUCUGACCAAGUCGACAUCCAUACUAUUCCUGAUGCAGUUCCCAAACCAGGAUUCACCAAAGUCGACCACCUGAACAAAGUUCAAGAGAAUAGGGUCAUUAUCGACCUAGAAACUACAGGAUUGAUUCAGCCUGGACUAAUGCCUCAUAUCACACAGAUUGCUGCACAAGUUAUGGAUUCUGAUGCCGAGUUUUCAUGUUAUGUUUCACCUAAAGUACCCAUCAAUGAAAAAGCUGAGCAGAUAACUGGUAUAUCCUGGGAUGGUGAACACAUGACUGUGCACGGAAAGCAAGUGGCAACUGUAUCGAUAACAGAAGCACUUUCAAAAAUUUUAAAAUUUUUGAAGAGCAUUAGCAAUGUUAUUUUAAUUGCACACAAUGGAAGCGUUUUUGACUUCCGUGUUCUAUCCUAUGCUAUAUGUAGAGUAGGAAUGAUGAAUGAAUUUUCAAAUCAUGUUUUAGCAUUUGUGGAUUCUUUGUCAUCAUUGCGUUCAAAAGUUCCAAACCUUCGUUCUUAUAAGCAAGAAUUUCUAGCAGAAUAUUUCUGUCAAGAAUCUUACAAUGCUCAUGAUGCAGUUCAUGAUGUCAAAAUGUUAGCCAAGAUUUUGUGUGCAAGUGGCAUGACAAAAGUAGAUUAUGUAAAACAUUCUUAUGCAUCAAAUUGUCAUUUUUUACAAGAAAAGUUCAAUCUUGCCAAGGCCAAAAAUAUUGGCACCCUACAUUGUCUUGUUGCCAGUGGUGUACUCGAAUUAGCUACUGCAGAAAAUAUCGCAGGCUCUGGCCUAAAUCUACAACAUUUGAAACUUGUUUGGCAGAGAGAUGGUGAAGAUGGUCUGAGAAAUAUUUUUACUGCAAAAAAUUGUAUUGAGAAACCACGUGUUACCAAAGAUAAAAAGUUGUUGGGAAAUAUUAUUCCAAAGCUUUGUUCAUUUUUUGAACAGUAAAUUUGCCAUGUUUUAUAAGCAUGUUUUGUGUUUGACACAUGUAAAGUUGAUACAUUAGCUAUUCGGUCUUUAGAUGUGAAAAGUAAACUUUAUAUGAUAAUGAGCAUUUCCUGAUGAUUCAAGGUCAGGUUGAGGUUAGUGACAUGUAUCAUUGUUUUAUCAAGAGUUCCCAUGCUUUCAUUGUUUGAAUGAUACAUUUUUCAUGUCUGUUAAUUUUUUUUUCAAAUUGGAAUUUUGCAUCAAAAUGUUUCAAUGUUAAGAUUUUGUAGGGAGGGUGUGUGUGUUCAACAUAGCAUAAUUAAAGUUUUCUAUGGUAAAUGUCUUUAUAAUUGUGGUAAACAAUUAUAUAGGGAUUGAACUUCAUUUGCAGUACAUUAUUUGUGACAAUUUUGCAUUUAUUUUUUUUAAACAGCGAUUUUGUACAUUUCACCUUUUUGCAUUUGAAUUUUUAUUUUUCUAUUUUUCAUGUUUUCUCAUAGUCAGACUGUCUUUUUGACGUUAGAAGUGUUUUAUAAUAAUCAAAAUUAUGCUAUAAUAAUAAAAGAAAACUUUAAAUGUCUAUUUAUUUCUUAUUUUAUUUCAUUAUUUAAAAAAAAGUUGUAGCAUAAUUGAAAAAAUGUGGGGAGAUAAAAAUAAUUGAUAAUAUAAGGUGUUUUUGUGGCAAGUUUUCAAUGAAAAACAUAGAUAUAGCUUUUACCAUCAAUUAUGGUCAUAAUAGACACCUUGAUUUACAUUUUAUAAAAAUCAGCUUAUGUGAGUUGGAUACCUUAAAGCUGGUGACGUUUCUAAAGGAGUGAACAAGUCUUGAAUUGGACAUUUACUGUAUCAGACUGUAAAGUUGGCACAAACUUAAUCCGUCCUCGUUUUCAUUUCGUUAUUUAUCUUGGGCAACAUAAGUGAUCCCAUCUCCACAAAACAUACAUAAUACAUGAUCUCUCUAGGAAUAAAUGUUUAGCUUAUAUUGUCUGGGGAGCACAGAAGUAGCGCUGCACCAUCGCUUCUCGCCGCUGUAACCCCGAGUCCAAUCCCCGUGAUCAGCAGUGGUUGUAUUUGAGAGGAUAUGGCGGUCACUCGCCCAGGUUUCCCCCGUGUAAUCCGGUUUCCUCCCACAUAAUGACCCCCUAGCACCAACAUCUGUGCAUCAAAGGACCCGAUUGGAAAUAAGCUUUCAACCUUUAAUGGGUUAUCCUUGGUACAUGUAUGUACAUAUAUUUGUAUGUAUAUACUGAAUAAACAUUUAUCUAUUCAUUUUUAGAAAUACACAAUGUAAGCAUAUACAUGUAGUAGUAUACAGUAUAACCAGUGAGGCAGAAAUUAUUUGUGCCUCCCAUGUUUCUAUAUCCCCCCAUAAAACAAAUAAACUAGACAUUUGUACCCUAUACAUGUGUAUUGUAAUGCAAGAUAUUUUAAAAAAAUUUCAAGUUAGAAGGUCAGCGAUUGUAUCAAGAAAUGCAACACAUUGACACAGCAUAGAUUUAUUAUCAAGAAAACAUUGAAUUGGUAAAUGUAAAUUUAAAUACACUUCAGUACAUUUUUGCUUAUAUUACAAAGAUUGCAUAGUUGUUUAAAUAUCAUCGCUAUUUGUAGCAAAAAUAAUCUUAACAGAUUUUCUGCAUACUGGUAUUGUAAAAAUGUUGGAAAACUUCAAUCCCUUUGGCAAUUUGAAGGGAAAUAUAGGAAAUAUGAAAAAAUAUAGAUCACGCAUAGAAAAGCAACAAACUGCCUCAGUUGAUCUUGUUUACAUCACAGCUAGAAUAAUGAAGAACAUCAACAUUGAUGUCAGCUGUAAUAUAAUGAACCAGUUGAUAAUCACAUGUCUUUAUGAGCAACCAUGUCAAUAUAUCUUAGGGUCAAUGGAAUAAUUAUUUUAUAUAUGCAUACAUUUAUAAACAGGAUGACAAAUUAUCAGUUUUACAUGUGUAUACAAAAUAACACGGUCAAUUAGAGUAAAGGACUGGAGGACAUUUUAGAAAUAAGUUUCAUAUUUGAAAAUGUUAUUUCGUGUAUUAACAAUCUACUCUCAUUUUUGUCAGAAUUCCAAGUCGCAAAAAUAGACAUACACUGUACUAUAUCUAUCAAGAUUCAAAUAUGUAUUGUUCACUCAUGAGGAAAUGGCUAUCAUUAUAAUUUUAAAUGAUCUCAAAGGCAAAAACAUUGGAAAUAUAAAUAUCAAAUGAAAUCGGCCAAAAAAUUGGUCUCAUGUGAAUAAAGAGAAUUAAAAACAAAAAAUGAAAUUAUGAGAAAAUAUCAAAUUUCAGUCCUCUGAUUAAGCAAAAUGGAAAAAAUUUUCUUGAAUGAAAGUCAAAAUUUAGUAUCUCCUAUCACAGACUGCAAUAUUACAUUUGUUGUAAACAAGAGGUUUUGGGGUAAUAUCACUCACCUGAGUCACCAU